AGAAACCUGUAAUUAUCUUGUCAUGCAGCGAUCAAAACAACUGGGAACUGGGACUUCAGUGCGUUUAAAACAAGAUCACUGACCUCAUGAUUUGACCUCAGUUGUUUUGAUCCCAGUUUUUUUUAACUCGGCAUCAGUAUGUCUAUAAUUAUUGAGUAGACGCAGGUCUAGCAUCCGCGUAUCCACCUGAAAUCCAUAAAGCAGAAAUGCUAAACUGACCUUAGAUCAGGCAUUCUACUCCGAUUCACACAUCGAAACCGAAACAAGGGGAUGAACCUCUCAGAGGAGAACAGGACAGUCGUGGUCUCUGGUGUACCAGACACACUGUCCAGCAGCCGCAUGGCAGACAAACUGGUUAUUCACUUCCAGAGCUCCAGAAGCCACGGAGGAGAUGUAGAAAACAUCAAGUACCCGACCAGCUUCAAGGGGGUGGCUUUUGUUACAUUUGAAAACACCAGAGAUGCUGAGAUGGUAAUCAGAAAGAAGCAGAUAAUGUGUGACAAGGAGUUCCCUCAAGACUACCCUAUCACUGUAUUCAAAUUCACCCAAGACGUGUUGUUCUACGUGAACGCUAAAGUGGACCUGUCAAUCUGCGGUGACGAGGAACAGCAGGAGACCGUGAUCCGAAGCUUGCAGUCUGCUCACAGAUCAGUGAGGAUCUGCCUUCUACCCAGCCAGGAGGGUAAAGCUUCAGUGGAGGGACCCUUCUCUGCCAUCAGGGACCUGAGGGAGGACCUGCUCCAGCGGGCCACUGCCAGCAGCAGCAGUCACCCAGGGGAGAAGCACGGGGCUCCAUGGAGCUCUGGUUACUCCCUGACCUCCGUGGCAGCAGGGAAUGGGGUAUCCCAGGUCAGCAGCAGUCACCCAGGGGAGAAGCACGGGGCGCCAUCGAGCUCUGGUUACUCCCUGACCUCUGUGGCAGCAGGGAAUGGGGUAUCCCAGGUCAGCAGCAGUCACCCAGGGGAGAAGCACGGGGCGCCAUCGGAGCUCUGGUUACUCCCUGACCUCAGUGGCAGCAGGGAAUGGGGUAUCCCAGGUCAGCAGCAGUCACCCAGGGGAGAAGCACGGGGCGCCAUCGAGCUCUGGUUACUCCCUGACCUCAGUGGCAGCAGGGAAUGGGGUAUCCCAGGUCAGCAGCAGUCACCCAGGGGAGAAGCACGGGGCGCCAUCGAGCUCUGGUUACUCCCUGACCUCAGUGGCAGCAGGGAAUGGGGUAUCCCAGGUCAGCAGCGGUCAUGCCUGGGAAAAGCACAGAGCUCCAUCUCCAUCAAGCCAUGAUCAUUCCCUGAGCUCUGUGGUAGCAGAGAGUCGGUCUUCCAGGGUCAGACCUGGUGAUGGUGCUGAGGUGGACUUCCGGGUCAGCCGUUACACCUGGGAGAAGAAGAACAGGGCAGCUCCAUCAAGCGCUGAUCAUUCUCUGUCAAGCUCUGUGGCAGGAGGGAGUGGGGCUUCUACCAUAAAUCAAUCCUUGGAAAAGCACCGCAGGGCAGCUCUGUCAAGCCACGAUCAUUCUCUGAGCUCCAUGGCAUCAGGAAGUGGGGAAUCCAAGGUCGUCAGCAGCAGUCACACAUUAGAGAAGUACAUCGCUCCGUCAAGCUAUGAUCAAUCUCUGUCAAGCCCAGUGCCAGCAGGAACUUCCAAGGUCAGCUCAGGUGGUGAUGUUGACAUGGAAGAGGAGUCCACAUGGGUGGACACAAACAUAUUUCUUUACAUUCAGAGAUUUUCUAAAGACCAGUUUGACCAAUGUUUUAGGAACCACGGUGUGUCAGCUGUGUUCGGUGACAAUGACGUGGCCGACCUGACUCUGAUAUCGCUGAGAGGACGCCGCGACAGCAAGGGUCUCUCUGAAGUCCAACUGACCAUAUCAGAGCUGACUGAUUUGGUCGCCGUGUGGCAGUCAACCCUGAGAAUCCACACUAUAGACUACAGAAGGCAGGACCUGCGUGAGAGAAAGAGGCUGCUGCAACUCUGUGCCGAGGUGAACACCCUUUAUGAAGACGUUCUGUACGUGCAGAAGGAGCUCAGUGUCCGGGUCAUCGGUCCCUCUAUUUCCAGUCAUCUCUUUACUGAGUGGGUGAAGGAUCGAAUGGAUCAACCGGAUAAAGAGGGCUUCUUGUAGUGGGGGUCAGAAUGUGAAUCAUUUUACCAUUCUGCAAUAGCAGCUAGUGCACGAAGAGCUUUUUUGCGCGGUAUAUAUUGAUUGCACUGUGAGACGUUUUCAAGAGAUUUCUGUGACAACUAAAUAGAAUUGAGUUUGUUUAUUUUCUGUGUCUCAACAAGGAUGCUGUUUUGUGUCAAGCUAGCCAUGAGGGCAUAACUUGAUAAUUGACUAGAAACUACAUGUUAAUGAGUCAACACUAGAGGGUGCUGUUGUACCGAAUAUGCACAAUUUGUUCCAUUAAAUCAAUUAUUUCUGUGUGUCCUGAC
Oncorhynchus masou masou (cherry salmon) is the source of this 2427-nucleotide messenger RNA. RefSeq lists its product as uncharacterized. Lineage: Eukaryota; Metazoa; Chordata; Actinopteri; Salmoniformes; Salmonidae. The record is from RefSeq and is a predicted model, not a curated record. The transcript has 4 exons. Bases 271 to 1278 code for a protein of 335 amino acids. Gene Ontology annotation, molecular function: RNA binding.